This is a messenger RNA of Penicillium egyptiacum, 1686 nucleotides long. The record is from the annotation of a GenBank genome assembly. NCBI's taxonomy places the organism in Eukaryota, Fungi, Ascomycota, Eurotiomycetes, Eurotiales, Aspergillaceae.
AUGGCUGAAGUAUCUACCUCCUCUGGGCCCGAGUCACUUCAGGAUGCAGAAAAGCUCACUCAGAGUGAUUCAUCGCUGGAUUCGCAGGAAAAGCGGCAAAUCACUGGCUUCAAGUGGUUUUUAUUUCUGUUCAGCACCCUGACGGCGAUCUUCGUCUACUCGCUAGACAAUACGAUUGUUGCCAAUAUCGCUCCGAAAAUCGUCAACGAUUUCAACGCAGUCGAAGAUUUGCCAUGGCUUUCGGUGGGGUUUAUGAUUGGGGGAAUGGCAAUGAUACUGCCGUUCGGUAAGAUAUACACACUUUUUGAUGCCAAGUGGGUGUUCAUUGUAUCCACCAUCGUGUUCAUGGCAGCCUCUGCACUCUGUGGCGGAGCGCCAACAAUGGACGCCGAAAUCAUCGGGCGAGUCUUUGCUGGUGCAGGCGGCAAUGGAAUGUACUUUGGGUUGCUUGCUCUGAUUUCCAUGAACACCUCCAGCCGAGAACGCCCAAAAUGGCUAAGCUUGAGUGGCUUGGUCUGGGGUCUCGGGACGGUCCUAGGUCCUGUUGUCGGCGGUGCCUUUGAGCUGUAUACUUGGCGUUGGGCAUUCUACAUCAACCUGCUGUUCGGCGCCAUUUUGCUGCCAACCUAUCUAUUCGUCAUCCCAUCUAACGACCCACUACCCGGAACGUCGCGAUGGCAGAAACUGGCUACCUUCGACUGGGUGGGCACCGUACUCAGUGUUGGAGCAUUUACCACUCUGGUAAUGGGCAUCAACUUCGGUGGAACCCUUUACCCAUGGAGCAGCGGGCAGACGAUUGCGUUGUUUGUUGUUUCCGGCGUUCUGUGGAUCAUCUUCGGUCUCCAACAGGGCUUCAACAUCGCCACCUCGACCGACAGACGCAUUCUACCGAUCCACCUAUUUGCUCAGAAGGAACCAGUCUUACUCUUUAUCUCUUGUGCCGCAGUAGGGGCUGUUUCCUAUGUCAGCGUCUAUUACGUCCCUAUUUAUUUCCAGUUCAUCCAAGGAGACAACGCGAUCCAAUCUGCCGUCCGUCUACUCCCAUUCAUCUUCCUGCUAAUUUCUACCAUCCCGCUUAGCGGUGUCAUGAUGUCUCAUGUCGGCUACUACAAGCCCUGGUAUGUGGGCGGGAGCAUACUCGCCCUGAUCCCAGCUGUUUUGAUGUCUACGAUUAUUCAUGUCGACACCCCAUCAGGUGUGAUCUAUGUGCUUGAGGUCGUGCUGGGCCUCGGAGCUGGCGCCUAUACCCAAGCCGCCUUUGGAGUCAUUCAGGCUGUCGUAGUCCCGGCCGAGGCACCCAAUGGGCUGACUCUCAUGCUACUCGGUUGGUUACUUUGCUUCUCUGCCAUGUUCCCAGCUAACACAGAUUGCACAGCCCAACUAAGCGGCAUGACGCUAGGCCUGUCUAUCAGCGGCGCAAUAUUCGUCAACCUAGCGUCGAACGACCUGUUCGCCCUGCUCCCGGAGUAUCCGCAAUCACAGGUCAGGCAGAUCGUCUCCGGAACGAGUGGUCAGCUGCUCUCGUCGCUGUCUGAGAAGCUGCGUAAUCAGGCGCUUGUCAUCAUCGUGUCUGCAUGGCACUACAUUUUCAUCUGCGUGUACGUCGCCGCUGCUGCGAGCUUGAUAUGCUCGGUCUUUAUGUCGCAUAAAAAAUGCAACGUCUCGGCCGCUGCAGGCGGUGCGUGA